AUGUCGUACAGAAUCGCUGACCCCGAUGAGUACCUGGCCAUUACUGGCAUGGGAAUCAAGAAUGUCCUCAUUACAAAGACAGCUUGGGUGUGGCCAUUUCAAAGAUGCAAACGUUUCAGCGUCCAACCUCACGACUAUGCCAUGAACUUGCAAGCAAUGACCAAGGAAAAGCUUCAAUUCCUCUUGCCUGUCGUCUUUACCAUUGGUCCAGAUGUCAAUGCCCGCGGCGCCAAUGCCAAGGGAGCUCCAAAGCACCCCUCUCAAGAGGCCGGGAACCUGGCCAAUGACGAGGAUCGUGGAGAUGCUCUGAUGAAAUUUGCCAUGCUCCUAGCCGAGUCUGAGACAAGCGCCAAAAGCCAGAACAGACAUGGCCUAGACCAAAUUGUCAAGGGUAUCAUCGAGGGAGAAACCCGUGUGCUCGUGUCGAGCAUGACCAUGGAGGAGAUCUUCACCGAGCGAGAGGAGUUCAAGCGCCGCAUCUUCCGCAACAUCCAAGUAGAGCUUGACCAGUUCGGUCUCAAGAUCUACAACGCCAACGUCAAGGAGUUGAAAGAUGCCGAGGGCUCUGUCUAUUUCCAGUCGCUGUCUCAAAAGGCUCAUGAGGGAGCAACGAACCAAGCAAGAAUAGACGUAGCCGAUGCACAGCUCAGGGGUAAUGUCGGUGAGGCAGAACGCCAUGGAACACAAGAGCAGGAGAUUGCCAAGAUCAAUGCCGACACAGCCGUCAAAAAGACAGAGCGAGAUGCCGAGCGCGCACGUGCUGUGGCCUCUCUAAAGACCCAAGAGGCAGCGCUGAACCGAGAUGUCGAACUAUCCCGCAUCGAGGCCAACCGAGCCACCCAGUCCAAGGAUGAAGAUCUCAAGAAAGAGGUCGAGAUCAAGCGUGCCGCUGCCGAACUUGAGCGUCUGCGUGCAACAGAUCUGGUCAAGGCACAAAUCAAGAAGGAGUCUCAGCAACAGGCGGCCGAUGCAAAGGCCUACGAAAUUACUGUGGAUGCCCAAGCCAAGUUUGAGCAGACCACCAGAGCUACAGACGCAACAGCCUACAAGACCAAGAUCGAUGCCGAGACUCAGGCAACAGCAGACUACAACCGGCUGACGAAGCACGCUGAUGCUUCAGCCUACGGUACCAAGACGGACGCCGAGGCCAACUCUUUUGCUGCCGUCAAGAACGCCGAAGCACGCCUGCAGGAGAAGUUGAAGGAAGCUGAGGGUCUAGCUGCCAUGGCAGAGGCGUACGGUAGGCUAGGCCAAGCAUUCGGUGGCCCCGCCGGUCUCUUGCAGUACAUGAUGAUCGAGAAGGGCACCUACGUUGAACUCGCCCGUGCCAACGCUGAGGCAAUUCGUGGAUUGGAGCCCAAGAUCAGUGUCUGGAACACGGGUGCUGCUGGCGAUGGAGCCACUCAGGAUAGCGCCGCCACUAUGCGCAACGUCUACCAGAUGCUGCCCCCAUUGAUGACCACAAUCAACGAGCAGACUGGAAUUACACUGCCUGAGUGGCAAUUCGGUCGCCUGGCGGGUGAAAUGACCAAUGGCGUGAACAAGAACGUUAGCGCACCAAAAAUCAAUGGGAGUCACCGUUCGGAGUAG
This is a messenger RNA of Pestalotiopsis fici W106-1, 1590 nucleotides long. RefSeq lists its product as uncharacterized. Lineage: Eukaryota; Fungi; Ascomycota; Sordariomycetes; Amphisphaeriales; Sporocadaceae. Gene Ontology annotation, biological process: protein localization to plasma membrane. Gene Ontology annotation, cellular component: plasma membrane. The transcript has 2 exons. Bases 1 to 1590 code for a protein of 529 amino acids. The record is from RefSeq and is a predicted model, not a curated record.